Messenger RNA from Prosopis cineraria, 1097 nucleotides. RefSeq names its product protein DCL, chloroplastic. Gene Ontology annotation, biological process: chloroplast rRNA processing; chloroplast organization. The coding region runs from base 246 to 887 and encodes 213 amino acids. NCBI's taxonomy places the organism in Eukaryota, Viridiplantae, Streptophyta, Magnoliopsida, Fabales, Fabaceae. Gene Ontology annotation, cellular component: chloroplast. The record is from RefSeq and is a predicted model, not a curated record. The transcript has 3 exons.
CCGCGAAAGGAGAACUGAGCUCGGUUUUUGAUCUUCUUGUUUCUCUGGGUUAGUUUGCACAGAGCACAAAGCUUCACUCUUUUAAACCGAUAAGGUGAACGUUAACGCUGAAGUCUAUGACGUACGCGAGAAAAUGGAUGCCAUGCCAGAUAAGGGAGAACUAAUCUGAGGUGUAGAGAGAGAGAGAGAGAGAGAGAGAUAGGAGGAAGGAAAAGCAAGCAGAGAGCACUGUUAGUGCUCCAGGCAUGGCUUCAUUAACUAACUUGCCGCCAUAUACCCACCCUCGCACAAACCCUACGUUUUUCCACUUUUCUCCGGCGAUUCUUUCUUUCCGUUUCUGUCGGAACUCAUACUUGCUUCAUCCUCGUCUCUGUGCCCUCAACUCAGGUUCUGACGCCGAUAAUUUGCUCAGGAAGCCCGUUGUUUCUUUGGGGAAGGACAUCGCUGAAAUUUUGGAAGAAGAUCAGGACAGAGGCGUAAAGAGGGUCUUUGAAGACGACAGCGAACAAGAGAGGUGGAUUGACUGGGAGGACCAGAUUUUGGAGGAUACUGUUCCUUUGGUCGGUUUUGUGAGGAUGAUUCUUCAUUCUGGAAAAUAUGAAAGUGGAGAUAGACUUAUUCCAGAGCAUGAGAAUACCAUUCUUGAGAAACUCCUUCCGUUUCACCCAGAUUUCGAGAAGAAGAGAGGAUGUGGAAUUGAUUAUAUAACGAUAGGAUAUCAUCCCGACUUUGAAAGAUCUAGAUGUUUGUUCAUAGUACGAAAAGAUGGGGAGAUGGUUGACUUUUCAUAUUGGAAAUGCAUCAAAGGUCUGAUCAGAAAGAAUUAUCCAUUAUAUGCGGACAGUUUCAUUCUCAGACAUUUCCGGCGGCGUAGGCGUAAUUUUUGAAGUUGCCAAUGUCUUGGUUCUUUUUGCUGAUUGGAUGCUAUUCGAAGGCGCUGCUGGAAGAUGGAAAUAUAGUGACAGAUUAUCAUUCAGGUCAGGGGAGGGAUUAGCCUUUAGUACUUUAUUAUUUGAAAGAUGGCCAUAAUGGUGGAAAGUGGAAAAUGACUACUCUAUUGUUGAUAAUUUCCAUUUUAAUAUAUAUUUUUUUUGCUA